ACAGCCAGUGUUCUCUGGGAAGGCAAAGAUAAAAUAAUAUUCCUUAGUAAAUAUGUGUGUAAAAAGAGAGAGGUGGAGGAGGGAGCAUCAACACAUUUCUCACGAGCAACAAAGAUUUUGAUACUUUAAGGAAUAGCUUUGGAACACGCUUUAGUUAAAUGCCAAGGAUAAGAUCGCUGUCCUUUUAACUAGUGGCGUCUCUUGUCUUGUAUCAGUUGUCAGUCACUUCUGAGGAGACUGGAGAGGGAAUCUUCAUAUAAACAUUCUAAAUAUUCAGCUAGGGCGUCCUCGGAGCUGGGUCGUGGCGUUGGUCUGCUCUCUCGGGAACGACGUUUCUGAAAACCGCGGAAGACGUUAAAAAAAAAGUAUAUACUAGGGACAAACGUUAUUCCCUCAUCUAAUAUACAUAUAUACAGUGAGAUAAAAUCACACAAGUGCAUAUUGGAAGAAGAGGAAAAUAAUUAGAAGAUCGCAGGAAAAUAAUAUAUAUAUAUUGAUAUAUACAUAGAAGACCGCAACAACUGACUCUGAAGAAGCUCAGGAGAGGGACGGCUAUGGAGAAACCUGAUCACAUUGCACCCAGGAUCACGGGUUGCCUCAUGAAGGACGGGACUUUCGUGAGCUUAGACAUGUCGCUGAAGUCAAGACAAAUGGAAGAACAAUUACCCGAAAACCACCUCGACGACAGACACUCCCUCGACUCCACCGACGUCAGUUCUCAGUCGAGCGAGGAGGAAGAGCGGGGAGAGGACCCAGCGGGACGAGACUCUGAGAAGACCUCCUUAGACAUCAGCCUCAGCUUGGACAGUCACGUCCAGGAGACUCCCGGAGAAUCACAGAAGGUCGUCGAACCUGUAGACUACGUCCAGAGAUAUAGUCGUCCUCCCGGCGAGCCUCUGAAGCUGGAGGAGUCUUGGAAGAAGCUCGAGGAAGCCGAGUCACUCCUGCAGUUUUCCAUCGACUCGGUCAAAACGAAGUGAGGAAUUCCGUCUUAGUGGAUGAUCUCGGUACAUUGUAUUUCACGAAUGAAUAUGUUAUUAUUGUGUUGUUAAUAGAGUGUCUUUUCAUUAUUUCUGUCUCUGUCUCUGUCUCUGUCUCUAUCUCUGUCUCUCUCUCUCUAUCUACAUCUAUCUAUCUAUAUGUGUAUGUAUGCAUGAAUGUAUGUAUGUAUGUAUGUAUGUACGUACGUAUGUAUGUAUGUAUGUAAAUGUAUACAUAUACAUAUAUACAUAUAUUAUUUUCUUCUCCUUCUUUAUUUUAUUUCCUUUUUCCAUUCUUUCAUUUCCUAUACACAUAGGACUGGCUAUCUGCCUAUCUCUCUUUCCCUGUAUUCCUCUGUCCCAUAUCAUUCCUAUGUCACCAGAUAUUUAUUGACUUUGCAAAUAAAAUCGUCAAAUCAC
Penaeus indicus is the source of this 1400-nucleotide messenger RNA. RefSeq lists its product as uncharacterized. Bases 555 to 980 code for a protein of 141 amino acids. The record is from RefSeq and is a predicted model, not a curated record. Lineage: Eukaryota; Metazoa; Arthropoda; Malacostraca; Decapoda; Penaeidae. The transcript has 2 exons.